AUGGUCCCUGUCGAGUUCUUCACAGGUGGGGCUGCUGGUCACAGGUGGGGCUGCUGGUCACAGGUGGGGCUGCUGGUCACAGGUGGGGCUGCUGGUCACAGGUGGGGCUGCUGGUCACAGGUGGGGCUGCUGGUCACAGGUGAGGCUGCUGGUCACAGGUGGGGCUGCUGGUCACAGGUGGGGCUGCUGGUCUCAGGUGGGGCUGCUGGUCACAGGUGGGGCUGUUGGUCACAGGUGGGGCUGCUGGUCACAGCUGGUGCUUGUGCCUGGUGCUGGUGGCUGGCGCUGGUGCUUGUGCCGGUGCCUGGUGCUGGCGGCUGGCGCUGGUGCUGGUGCCUGGUGCUGGCGGCUGGCGCUGGUGCCUCGUGCUGGCGGCUGGCGCUGGUGCCUGGUGCUGGCGGCUGGCGCCGGUGCUGGUGCGUGGUGCUGGUACCUGGUGCUGGUACCUGGUGCUGGUACCUGGUGCUGGCAGCUCGUGCUGGUGCUGGUGCCUGGUGCUGGCGCUGGCACUGGUGUUGGUCCCUGGUGCUGGCUGGUGGCGCUGGUGCUGGUGCCUGGUGCUGCCGGCUGGCGCUGGUGCUGGUGUCUGGUGCUGGCGUGACGGCGCUGGUGCUGGUGCUGGCGGCUGGCGCUGGUGCUGGUGCCUGGUGCUGGUGUUCCGCCACCACUCCCUUCCCCCUGUUCCUCUCUCCCCCACAGCAUUCCGCUGCCACUCCCUUCCCCCUUUUCCUCUCUCCCCCACAGCAUUCCGCCGCCACUCCCUUCCCCCUUUCCCUCUCCCCCCCACAGCAUUCUGCCACCAAUCCCUUCCCCUCCUCCCUCUCCCACCCACAGCGACCGCCGCUGCACCCGCGAACAGUCGUGACCGGGGGGGUGACGGGCAGGGGGGCAGGGGAAUGCGACGGGCGGAGCGAGACGACGGGAGGGAAGAAAGCGGGAUGGGGGGGGGGAGGGGGGAAGGGCCGCGAUGACCGCCACGGCCGCCGUCCCUUUCAUUCCCGAUUCUCCGCGCUAUGGCCGCGCGUGCGUGCUGCUAAUGUCGCGCGUGCCUGCGGCCAAUGCUGCACGUGCAUGCGGCUAAUGCUGCGCGUGCGUGCGGUCGCAUGUGCGACUACGACUGCACGUGCGCAUGCGUCUGCUGUGCUCUAG
Closterium sp. NIES-65 is the source of this 1149-nucleotide messenger RNA. The record is from the annotation of a GenBank genome assembly. Lineage: Eukaryota; Viridiplantae; Streptophyta; Zygnematophyceae; Desmidiales; Closteriaceae.